UUUUUUUUUUUCUCUCUAUACAGACAAAAUGACUACCAUUCAAAACGAAAAGGGAAAACUUAUGAUAUGUAUCGAUCGUGGUGGUACCUUUACUGAUUGUAUUGGCUUUCGUGGAACUCCUGGACAGUCUGACUAUGAAGAGUAUGUUAUCAAACUAUUAUCAGAAGACCCUUCAAAUUACAAAGAUGCUCCAACUGAAGGUAUUCGUCGUAUUCUUGAACUAGCUACUAAGAAAUCAUAUCCUCGUGACCAACCUGUACCUACAGACCUACUUGCUAGUGUACGAAUGGGUACUACUGUAGCUACGAAUGCUCUCUUGGAAAGGAAAGGUGAACAUUGUGCUUUAUUGAUUACAAAAGGUUUUAAAGAUUUAUUGACUAUUGGAAAUCAAUCGCGUCCUAAGAUUUUUGAUCUAUCUGUUACCAAACCUGAUGUACUUUAUCAAGAUGUUAUAGAGGUGGAUGAAAGAGUAAUUCUUCUCAAUUCUGCCGCUACCUCGGAGCCUAUUGACCCUCAAACUCUAUCAAAGGAAGAUUCGCAUGUUGUACAAGGUAUUUCUGGUGACUGGAUUCGUAUAUUGCAAAAGCCAGAUAUGGACAAGGUCAAGAAACAACUGCAAGGUUUAUUUAAUGAUGGUUAUAGAAGCAUUGCUAUCUGUUUGAUGCAUUCAUAUACCUUUCCUGAACAUGAACGUCAAAUUAGCGAUUUAGCCAAAUCAAUGGGAUUCACUCAUAUCUCUUUAUCUCAUCAAGUUAUACCUAUGAUCAAGAUGGUUCCCCGUGGUACUUCUGCUACUGCGGAUGCAUACUUGACACCUUGUAUUCAAAAGUAUAUUCAAGGAUUUACUGGUGGAUUCGAUAAUGGUUUUGAAAAUGGAAAUACUCAACUUCAAUUCAUGCAAAGUGAUGGAGGUUUAGUCCCUGUCAGUCACUUUUCAGGCUUUCGUGCUAUUUUAUCUGGUCCAGCUGGUGGUGUUGUAGGAUAUGCAUUGACAAGUUUUGAAUCAGAAUUGGAUCGCACUCCAGUGAUUGGUUUUGACAUGGGUGGAACUAGUACUGAUGUAUCACGCUAUGAUGGAAUGUACGAACAUGUUUUUGAAACAACUACGGCUGGUGUUACUAUCCAAGCUCCUCAACUAGAUAUUAAUACUGUCGCUGCUGGUGGUGGUUCUAUGCUAUUCUUUGAAAAUGGCAUGUUUGUUGUUGGACCUCAGAGUGCUGGUGCUCAUCCUGGUCCUGCUUGCUAUCGUAAAGGAGGUCCUUUGGCUGUAUCUGAUGCAAACUUAUUCUUAGGAAGACUAUUACCCGAUUAUUUCCCCAAGAUCUUUGGUCCUAAUGAAAAUGAAUCAUUAGAUAUCAACGUGGUUCAAGAAAAGUUCAAUAAACUGGCCAAACAAAUCAAUCAAGAAACAGGUGAAACCAAAUCAUUGGAUGAAAUAGUUUAUGGAUUUAUCAAGGUAGCCAACGAAACAAUGUGUCGUCCCAUAAGAGCUUUGACAGAAGCAAAAGGUCAUGAUACAAGCAAUCACACUUUAGCAGUCUUCGGUGGAGCUGGCGGUCAACAUGCAUGCGGUAUUGCUCGCAAUUUAGGAAUCAAUAAGAUCAUUCUCUAUCGACAUUCGUCUAUUCUCUCAGCUUUUGGUUUGGCUCUGGCUGAUGUGGUACAUGAAGUGCAAGAACCUUGUGCUGAAACUCUUGGAGAAUCAUCAUUACUUAUCCUUCAACAACGUGUGGCGAAUCUGGUCAAAUCUUGCAACAACGAAUUACAACGACAAGGAUUUGAAGAAUCUCAACGAAAAACUGAAGUUUAUUUGAAUUUGCGAUAUGAUGGAACAGAUUGUGCAUUGAUGACUCUUCAACCAAUAACUUCUUCUGGUGAUCCAUCCUGGGAUUUCGAAACAGCGUUUGUUCAACUAUACAAGCAAGAAUUUGGUUUUUCUCUAACUGAUCGAUCUAUUGUGGUUGACGAUAUUCGUAUACGUGGCAUAGGGAAAACAAUGAAUCAAGAAGAUCUGACUCCUGGUAAAGAAAUCAACAGUUAUCAACAACUUCAUAUAGUGGAUGCUGAAAAGGAACAAUCGAGUCAAGCUUCUGUCUAUUUUGAAUCUACUGGUCGCUUGGAUGACGUACCUGUAUAUAAGUUAGCCAAUUUGGUACCUGGAUCAAAAGUAGAAGGACCAGCCAUGAUCAUUGAUGCCACAGCUACAGUUGUUAUAGAACCUUCUUGCUCAGCUUUGAUUACUUCGCAACAUAUCACUAUCACGGUCGGCAAAGGUGAAAAGAAGAAAGUCACUACCAAACUAGAACCUAUUCAACUCUCUAUCUUCUCUCAUCGAUUCAUGUCUAUCGCGGAACAAAUGGGACGUACUUUACAAAAAACAUCCAUUAGUACCAAUAUCAAGGAGCGACUAGAUUUCUCUUGCGCUCUUUUUGGUGCAGACGGUGGACUAGUGGCUAAUGCUCCUCAUAUUCCUGUUCAUUUGGGUGCUCUUAGUCAUGCAGUGACUUAUCAAAUGAACUAUUACAAGGAUGAUCUACAUGAAGGUGAUGUAAUCAUGACAAAUCAUCCUGCAGCUGGUGGCUCUCAUCUUCCAGAUAUUACUAUCAUCACUCCAGUAUUCCAUCAAGGAAAAAUUGUCUUUUUUGUUGCCUCUCGUGGUCAUCAUGCUGAUAUUGGUGGUAUUUCACCAGGAUCUAUGCCACCUCAUUCAAAGGAAUUGUAUCAAGAAGGUGCUGCUAUUAAAUCAUUCAAAAUUGUAUCUGGUGGACGUUUUGACGGAGAAGGUGUGAAGAAACAUUUAUAUGAUAUUCCUGGCUCUUAUCCUGGUUGUUCGGGUACUCGGCUUUUACAGGACAAUAUAUCUGAUCUCAAGGCCCAAAUAGCUGCCAAUCAAAAAGGAAUCACACUAGUUGAAAGAUUGAUUGACGAAUACUCUUUGGAAGUAGUACAAGCUUAUAUGUUACAUAUCCGCCGCAAUGCCGAAUCAGCUGUUCGAAACCUAUUGAAGCAAGUAGCCAAACAACAUCAAGGUCGCUUGGAAGGUCAAGAUUCAAUGGAUGAUGGGACGGUGAUCAAGCUUAGUGUGACUAUCAACGAAGACGAUGGCAGUGCAGUGUUCGAUUUUGAUGGCACAGGACCUGAAGUAUAUGGCAACACGAACACUCCUGAAAGUGUCUGUCAUAGUGCUAUCAUUUAUUGCAUCCGAUGUCUAGUGGAUCAAAAUAUUCCUUUGAAUUCUGGUUGUUUAGAGCCUAUUGAUAUUCGUAUUCCUCCUAGUUCCAUUCUGAGUCCUUCUGAAUCCUGUGCAGUAGUAGGUGGCAAUGUAUUGACUAGUCAACGUAUCUGCGAUGUGGUCCUCAAAACAUUUGGUGCCUGUGCUGCAAGUCAAGGCUGUUGUAACAAUUUGACAUUUGGGAAAGGUGGUAGAAAUGAAGAAACCGGUGAAGCUUUGCCUGGAUGGGGUUAUUAUGAAACAAUUGCUGGUGGUAGUGGUGCUGGUCCAACUUGGGAUGGUCAGAGUGGUGUACAUACGCAUAUGACCAAUACUCGAAUCACUGAUCCAGAAAUCCUUGAAAAACGAUAUCCCGUUGUGUUACGAGAAUUCUCUAUCCGUAAAGGCUCUGGUGGUCAAGGCAAAUAUAAAGGUGGUGAUGGUGUGAUCCGAGAUAUUGAAUUUUUGGAAUCAGGUAUUCAAGUCUCAAUAUUAUCUGAACGACGUGUUUUUCAACCCUAUGGAUUAGCUGGAGGUGAAAAUGGUCAGGCAGGAAUGAACUUAUGGAUACGUAGCAAUAAAAAGACGAACAAUGAUGAUGAUGCAACUCCUACUAUCUUGAAUCUUUCUGGCAAGAAUUCGGCACCUUUCAAAAAGGGAGAUCGUAUCGUCAUCAAGACACCUGGAGGUGGUGGAUAUGGUCAUCAACAGCAAUCGUCAUCCUCGGAUACUCGACAACAACAACAAGAACGCACUCUUCGUCAUCAUAUAGUAAAAGCAAGCGGAUCACUCGGUGCAUACAAGGAAAUCUCGGAAAGCGCCUAGUUAUAAUAUAGACUUCCUUUUUUAUACAAUCUAUAUGUAGUUUAUGUAUUAUUAUUACUAUUAUUUUUGUAUAUUUUAUAUGAUGUCGGUUUAAAGUCAAUAAAAGAGAGGUAUAAAAACAAAAA
Messenger RNA from Halteromyces radiatus, 4161 nucleotides. Its product is annotated as Hydantoinase B/oxoprolinase-domain-containing protein. Bases 29 to 4036 code for a protein of 1335 amino acids. The record is from RefSeq and is a predicted model, not a curated record. Gene Ontology annotation, molecular function: 5-oxoprolinase (ATP-hydrolyzing) activity. Gene Ontology annotation, biological process: glutathione metabolic process. The transcript has 15 exons. NCBI's taxonomy places the organism in Eukaryota, Fungi, Mucoromycota, Mucoromycetes, Mucorales, Cunninghamellaceae. Gene Ontology annotation, cellular component: cytosol.